UAAGCCGGAGACACCGGAUGCAAGGUGGCCUAGAGCAGCAGCUGAUUUCUGGAGUUGGGGGAAGAGGGUCCCGCAGCCCCGAACGGAUAGCCUUAGGUGGUAUAAGGCACUACGUCGAGAGAACCAUCAGAAGCACAGGCGCAGGCGCAGGCGCAGGCGCAGGGAUACGGCUUCCUCCGCGGAGACUGAAGGUUUUUCGAGGAACACUGGCCCCCAGGUUGAGAAUUUUCAAGUAUUUUCUCAGCUGUAAAUAGGAACGACCCACUCUCACCUCUUCGCAAAAAUUAUAACUCACAUAACCAGAAGAAAAUGAAGCGGAAGGAACUGGAAAGUUUCUUGCAACAAGUUGAUGGCUUUGAGAAGCCCAAAUUACUUCUGGAACAGUAUCCGACCAGGCCCCACAUUGCAGCAUGUAUGCUAUAUACAAUUCAUAAUACAUAUGAUGACAUUGAAAACAAAGUGGUUGGAGAUCUAGGGUGUGGUUGUGGAAUGCUUAGUAUUGGAACGGCAAUGUUAGGAGCAGGGUUGUGUGUUGGAUUUGAUAUAGAUGAGGAUGCAUUAGAAAUAUUUAGUAGAAAUGUCGCAGAGUUUGAGCUGACAAAUAUUGACAUGAUUCAAUGCAAUGUGUGUUCUUUAUCUGAUACAAUGUUCAAGUCCUUUGAUACUAUAAUCAUGAAUCCUCCCUUUGGAACCAAGCAUAAUAAAGGUAUGGAUAUGUCAUUUUUGAAGAUUGCUUUACAAAUGGCACGAGUAGCUGUAUAUUCUUUACAUAAAUCUUCAACCCGAGAACAUAUUCAAAAGAAAGCAGAUGAAUGGAAAAUUAAGAUGGAUGUUAUAGCAGCACCUAAAGCAUCUGUAUGACUUUGCAUCUUAACUACCAACCAUGCACUUGAAAUAGAUGAAGCAAAAUAAAGAUUAUAUUCUAGGGUUCUCUCUUGAUGCAUAUAAAUCAUACAUUUAUUUUGGUCAUUAUAGUGGUGAUGGAGCAGGACCACUCAUGUCAAUACUAGUGAGAAAAUAUUUCUGAGUCACUUGACUGUCCAGUUAGGCAAAUAUAUGAUACUAUAGAAGGAAGAUCUCUUAAGAAUAUGGCUUUUGUCGUGCCAUUUUCAUCCUCUAGCGAUAGCUAUUUGUCACAAUCUCUGCUGAAUGUGUUAAUUCAAAUGAAGAUCUACUUUCUCUCCCUCUUAUUUUCUUCCAAGUAUCUCCCAAGAAAAACAAAGCCUGUUUAAAAAAAUAAUUUAAAAAUAUGGAAUGCUUCACAAAUUAGCAUGUUAUCCUUCCAAAAGGAUCAUGCUAGUCUUCACUGUAUUAUUCCAAUUUUAGUAAACACUUAUCUCAAGAAUUGGACAUAAUUGGACACUUUUAAUUAUAAUUUUAUCAGUAAUGUUUUUAAAAAGUUGAGACGAGUAUAUUCACUACUGCAGUGUGAGUGUGUGUGUGUGUGU
This is a messenger RNA of Sarcophilus harrisii (Tasmanian devil), 1448 nucleotides long. It is a transcript of the gene METTL5, whose product is annotated as methyltransferase like 5. Gene Ontology annotation, biological process: rRNA methylation. Gene Ontology annotation, molecular function: rRNA (adenine-N6-)-methyltransferase activity; nucleic acid binding. The record is from RefSeq and is a predicted model, not a curated record. NCBI's taxonomy places the organism in Eukaryota, Metazoa, Chordata, Mammalia, Dasyuromorphia, Dasyuridae. The coding region runs from base 310 to 861 and encodes 183 amino acids. The transcript has 6 exons.